Stereum hirsutum FP-91666 SS1 is the source of this 1268-nucleotide messenger RNA. Its product is annotated as Six-hairpin glycosidase. Bases 37 to 1200 code for a protein of 387 amino acids. The record is from RefSeq and is a predicted model, not a curated record. Lineage: Eukaryota; Fungi; Basidiomycota; Agaricomycetes; Russulales; Stereaceae. The transcript is spliced from 9 exons. Gene Ontology annotation, biological process: carbohydrate metabolic process.
AGCCGCCUGCGAAUUUGCCUUUUCGGUGACAUUACGAUGGUUCCGUACCUCCAACGAACACUUGCUGUGGCCCUUGGACUCGCAUCUAUCUCUUGCACAACUGCUGCAGGACUCAGCUCGCAUCUUUCCCGUCGAGCUCAGUGCUCAGCGACAUUGGACGAGGCCCAGACGGUAGCAACGCGCCUGCAGUCCUACUACGACUCGUCUUCCGGGACAUACACUACAGGUGGUGGCCCAUGGACAGAUGCCAAUGCCGUUGAAACACUUUUCAAUCUCAUGCUCGCUACGGCGGACUACACCUGGGCCGACGUCGCUACGACUUGUUCGAGAUGCCAGGCGGCUCUGAGCGGGGACUAUAGUAGUGCCUUAACAGGAUACAACGACGAUGCGGGGUGGUUUGUCUUGGAACUAUACAAAGUUGCGGAUUAUGAGAAUGUGGUGGGAGGCAACUCGGCACCUUACUACGACCUCGCUGCCUGGAUCUAUGAUUUCAUAUCUGGUCAAUGGGACGAUACUUGCAAUGGUGGUGUUUGGUGGUCAACGGAUCAUACCUACAAGAACGCCAUCACAAACGAACUUUACCUCGCUGUCUCUGCCCGUGGCUAUGAGAUUACUGGAAAUCAGACGUACUUAGACAACGCGAACAACGCCUGGAACUGGUUACUCAGUUCUGGUAUGAGGAACUCAGAUGGUUUGUGGAACGACGGACUUGAUCUCGCUACUUGUGAGAAUAACGGCCAGAACACAUGGACGUACAACCAGGGUGUCCUCGCUUCUGGUCUCGGCCUGCUGUAUAAAUUCACCCAGGACACCACCUAUCUGGAUCAAGCGGAAAUCACUCUCGAUGCAACUAUCACCCACCUCUCUGAGAACGGAGUCUUGAAGGAGUCGUGUGAUGAUCCUGCUUCCGGGGCAGGUAAUUGUGGUUCUGAUGGUUCUCUCUUCAAAGGUCUCUGGGUAAAACACGUCCAGUACUACCUCGACUCCGCCAAUGAUGCCACGCGAACGGCCAAGUACAGUCCUUUCCUGGGCACCACCGCGGCAGGAGUACACAACAACGCCCUUGACUCUGCGAACGAUAUUGGCACAGUGUGGUACGCGCCAAACGAGGGCGGGUCGGUGUUCAGCGAGGUGGCGACGUCGAGUGGGUUGAAUGUGCUCGUUGCGGCAGCAAAGUAUGGGCCAUGCCCCGCAUGGUGAUCCUGCACAAGCAAUAUGGACUACGAGUGCUUGAGCAGUGGUUGAAUAUAAUUUAUUCUUGCAAAUAC